CUUCCUCAUUCUUUCCAUUCCAUACUCGAUGAUGAUGCAUGAAAUACCUGAAUCAAUCUAUCAUUAGAUUAGAUUCCAUUCAAACAAGAUCAUAUAUAUUCACGUCUAAUUAUUUGCUCUACUACCGGUUACACAGUGAUGCUAGACCUCAAUCUCGACGCUGUUUCCGAUCGAUUUCUAGAACUAUCUGCUGGCUACGUCGACGAUUCCGGCACGUCGAAUUCCUCAGUACUCAACUUUGAUAGUACGGCAGGCGACGAUGAAUCGUGCUCGACUAACGUUAAACAUUGUGCCAACGCGUUUGCUUAUAAUUUCGAUAUAUUGAGGAAUGGUCAUGACUGUGAAGUGAACAAUGGAAAUGAAGGUAUUCGGUCUGAAUUCAUUACGAAACAACUGUUUCCAGUUAGUGUAGGCUCUUCCUCGCAACAUCAGUGGCUGGAUCUUUCGGUUAAUGCUGAGAAAACCGGUGGACAUGUGGAGGAGAGGAUGGUGAUUAACAAGCAACGCCAGCAGGUGAAGAAGAGUAGGAGAGGACCGAGGUCGAGGAGUUCUCAAUAUCGCGGCGUUACUUUCUAUCGGAGGACAGGAAGAUGGGAAUCGCACAUCUGGGAUUGUGGUAAGCAAGUGUAUUUAGGGGGGUUUGAUACUGCUCAUGCUGCAGCUAGGGCGUAUGAUCGAGCUGCAAUUAAGUUUCGUGGACCUGAAGCUGAUAUCAACUUUGACAUUAGUGAUUAUGAUGAAGAUAUUAAGCAGAUGAAUAACUUGAGCAAAGAAGAAUUUGUUCAUAUACUUCGUCGCCAAAGCACAGGUUUUGCUCGGGGAAGUUCGAAGUACAGGGGUGUUACACUCCAUAAAUGUGGAAGAUGGGAAGCUAGAAUGGGCCAGUUUCUUGGCAAAAAGUAUAUCUAUCUUGGAUUAUUCGAUAGUGAAGUAGAUGCUGCUAGGGCUUAUGAUCGUGCUGCCAUUAAGUGUAACGGAAGAGAAGCAGUCACCAAUUUUGAUCCUAGCACAUAUCAAGAGGCCGAUUUGGUACCUGAGGUGGUUCCAGGAAAAUCAAGUAGCAGCGAUGUUCUAGACCUUAACUUGGCAAUUUCCCUACCACAUAAUGCUGCAAACACUGGAUUUUAUUUCCAAUGCAACCCUAGUGACAAAGAACUAAUGUUUACUGAUUACUCUAAAUCAGCAUCACAUGGACAUGGUCAUGGUUUGAUACCAAAUUAUAUACCUCCUGUUUGGAAUGGUAUUAAUAACCAGGUAACAAGCUUGUCUAUUAUUGCAAAGUUUAGUUCACAAUAUUCAUUCUUAUUGUCUAAUAUUGUUUGCAGGGAAAAGCAAUAGAGGAUGGUAUGGAGGUUGAUUUGGCAGCAAAUUGGGCAUGGAAAAGCCAAGUUGUCGGUUAUGGUGGAGAAGAAGAAACUGUAUUAUUGCCACUUUUCUCUACAGCAGCAGCAUCAUCAGGAUUCGCGACUUCAACCAAUAUUCCUCAUACCGCGGUAUCAUCCUCUGCUGCCCAUGAAUUUCAUAUUAUGAACAACCCUUCUCAUUAUCAUUGUAGGAUUUGAAUUUUAUUUCUU
Messenger RNA from Impatiens glandulifera, 1574 nucleotides. Its product is annotated as APETALA2-like protein 1. The transcript is spliced from 10 exons. Gene Ontology annotation, molecular function: DNA-binding transcription factor activity; DNA binding. Bases 139 to 1338 code for a protein of 399 amino acids. NCBI's taxonomy places the organism in Eukaryota, Viridiplantae, Streptophyta, Magnoliopsida, Ericales, Balsaminaceae. The record is from RefSeq and is a predicted model, not a curated record. Gene Ontology annotation, biological process: regulation of DNA-templated transcription.